AUGAGGAGUUAUGGAUUAGAGAGCAAGGAUGAAUUUCCUCGAGAGGGUUCAGUAGUGUUGGCCUUACCAACCCCAUCACCUCCUCCUUUGGCUUCUGCCUCAAUUGGUACCUCCAAGAAGAGUAGAGGCAGGCCUCGUGGUUCUCACAACAAGAAUCACUCUAGGAAAAUACCUUCUGGAUUACCGAGACCUACACUUACGUCCCACAUCAUCAUGGUCAACCCGGGAGAGGAGUUGUACGAAAAACUAAGGGCAUUUUCUCAAGAUAUUGCAAAGAGUGUUAGCAUCGUAACAGCAAAUGGUGUUGUCUCAAAAGUGAGAAUAUCUUCACAUCCAUCUUCAGAUGAAACUAUAACUUAUGAGGGUCGAUAUGAAAUAAUAUCACUCUCUGGUUCUUUCAUUUUUUAUGAAAAUGAAAGUCAGAGAAACAUAAAUAGUGGGUUAAACGUGACAUUGUCAUCAUUUUCCGAUGGUCGUGUAUUUGGUGGUCGAGUUGCUGGUGUUUUAAUAGCUGCUACCUCUCUUCAGAUAGUAUUGGGGAGCUUCUCUUCAGAGGGUCUAGAGGAAGUGGAUUUUACAAACCAGAAGGAAAACGAGUCUGGCCCAAAAGAGGUUCCUACAGAAGCCCCAAAGGAUCUCAUCAUCAAAGGGUAG
Messenger RNA from Cicer arietinum (chickpea), 654 nucleotides. RefSeq names its product AT-hook motif nuclear-localized protein 10. Gene Ontology annotation, molecular function: minor groove of adenine-thymine-rich DNA binding. NCBI's taxonomy places the organism in Eukaryota, Viridiplantae, Streptophyta, Magnoliopsida, Fabales, Fabaceae. The record is from RefSeq and is a predicted model, not a curated record.